AUGGUAAAACAAUGGUGGCAAGGCUAUGUGAUAAAUGGUUCUCCUGAUUUUAUUCUCUCUCAAAAGCUGAAAUUUUUAAAAAGAGACCUAGUCAUAUGGAACAGGGAAGUCUUUGGCAAAAUCAGCACCAGAACAAAUAAAGCUUUGGAAGAACUUCUGAUCCUGGAGCAAGCAACUGAAGGAAGGGUGCAGACUCAAGCUGAAAAGAGUAAGAUCCUGCAAUUGAAAAUGGAGAUACAACAGUUAGCUAAAUCAGAAGAAAUAUCAUGGAGACUACAAGUGGGAGAGGAUAUCAUUGAAGAUAAAGCGCAGGUGAAAGAGGUGAUUCUUGAUUUUUAUCAAGAAUUGUACUCAAAGAAUGAAAACCAGAGACCUGGUGCAAAAUUUGAAGGUCUUGGAAGCCUAAAUGCAGAGGAAAAGGAGAGAGUCUUGAACAUAUUUUUGAGGAAGAGGAAGUGUGGAAUGCUAUAUCAAUUCUUGUGCCCCGGACAAGAGCUCUGGACCCGAUGGAAAGGGGCAAUUGAACUCAAAGAUUUUAGGCCCAUCAGUCUCAUUGGUAGUGUCUAUAAGAUAGUGGCAAAGGUCCUAACUGCUAGGCUAAAAAAGAUUGGAGACAAAAAAAGUGGUGAACCUGGUCUUCUAUUCACGCUGGAUAUUGAGAAGGCUUUUGAGAAACUAAAUUGGCAAUAUCUAAUCUCAAUCCUAUGGCAAAUGAGAUUUGGAGAGAAAUGGAUCGAAUGGAUCAGAUAUAGCUUCACCACAGUGAAGUACUCUGUGCUCGUUAACAGAAGCCCUGUAGGCUUCUUCUCUCCCAAAAGAGGGAUCAGGCAAGGAGACCCCAUAUCUCCCUUUCUAUUCAUCUUAGCCAUGGAGGGGCUUAGUAGAAUGCUGAAAAAGGCCAAGCAGAUGCAAUGGUUACAAGGUUUUGAUGUGGGUAGAAACUCAGGAUUGACAGUUUCUGUAUCACAUCUAUUAUUCGCAGAUGACACUCUUAUUUUUUGUGGGGCAGAUAAAUCUCAAGUUCAGUUCCUUAACCUCACUCUUAUGCUUUUUGAAGCCGUGUCAGGUCUCCACAUUAACAUGUCUAAAAGCAUUAUUUACCUUGUUAAUGUGGUUCCUGAGUUGGAAGAGUUGGCAGAUAUUAUAUAUUGCAACAUUGGUUCCUUCCCUACCUCAUACCUUGGUCUUCCUUUGGGUGCCAGUCGGAGAUCAACUGAAAUAUGGAAUGCAGUUAUUGAAAAGUUUGAGAAAAGGAGAUCUUUCCUAUGGGAAGGUAAUAGCUCCAGCUACAAGUUCCACCUAGUCAAAUGGGCCAAAGUCACACUUCCUAAAACACUUGGAGGUCUUGGGGUCAAAGACCUAGCACUUCACAACAAGAGCAUGUUAAUGAAAUGGCACUGGAGGUAUAACCAAGAAGAUGCUGGCCUUUGGAAGGAGAUAGUUCAAGCAAAGUAUGGGGCUACUAGUCACUGGUGUACCAAUGCUAUCAGAACACCUUAUGGUAGUGGGUUAUGGAAGGGUAUCAGGAGACUAUGGGAUGACUUCUCUUGCAACACAUCUCUUCAGGUGGGAAAUGGGGCACUCAUUCAAUUUUGGAAAGAUAAAUGGCUGGGACACACUACUCAAAAGGAGGCCUUUCCAAGACUAUUCCUAGUUGCAACCAACCCAGAUUCUACUAUUGCUCAAAACAUGGAGGACAACACAUGGAGACUGAACCGGAGAAGAGACCUAAAUGACUGGGAGAUUGAAGACCCAUUUGCAUUUCUUGAAAGCCUUCAGAAUAGCUCUUUCAACACCCAGAGCAGAGACAAACUCAAGUGGGGCAAUAGCAGGGAAGUCACUUAUUCAGUGAGAGCAAGUUAUCUUUAG
Molecule: messenger RNA, 1869 nt
Organism: Nicotiana tabacum (common tobacco)
Lineage: Eukaryota; Viridiplantae; Streptophyta; Magnoliopsida; Solanales; Solanaceae
Source: RefSeq, a predicted model, not a curated record